Messenger RNA from Dryobates pubescens (Downy woodpecker), 1045 nucleotides. It is a transcript of the gene ALAD, whose product is annotated as aminolevulinate dehydratase. Gene Ontology annotation, biological process: heme biosynthetic process. The record is from RefSeq and is a predicted model, not a curated record. Gene Ontology annotation, molecular function: zinc ion binding; porphobilinogen synthase activity. NCBI's taxonomy places the organism in Eukaryota, Metazoa, Chordata, Aves, Piciformes, Picidae. Gene Ontology annotation, cellular component: cytosol. The transcript is spliced from 11 exons. The coding region runs from base 29 to 1045 and encodes 338 amino acids.
UUCCACAGGCUGCUGGUGAAGGCCCAAGAUGCAGGCAGCCUCCAUCCUUCACAGUGGCUACUUCCACCCCGUGCUGCGCUCCUGGCAGUGCACCACGACUGCCUUCGAUGCCUCCAACCUCAUCUACCCCAUUUUCGUCACCGACAGCCCUGAUGCAGUGGAGCCUAUCCCCAGCCUCCCUGGACAAGCCAGGUAUGGAGUCAACAGGCUGGAGGAGAUGCUGAGUCCCCUGGUCGGGGAUGGCCUGAAGUGUGUGCUCAUCUUCGGGGUGCCCAGCAAGGUCCCCAAGGAUGAGAGAGGCUCUGCUGCUGAUGCAGAGGACUCCCCUGCCAUCCAGGCCGUCAGGAAGAUCUGCUCCACCUUCCCGGAGCUGCUCAUCGCCUGUGAUGUCUGCCUGUGCCCCUACACCUCCCACGGCCACUGCGGCAUCCUGAGGGCAGAUGGCAGCAUCCAGAACGAGCUCAGCUGCCAGCGGCUGGCAGAGGUGGCCCUGGCCUACGCCCGAGCAGGCUGCCACGUCGUUGCCCCCUCGGACAUGAUGGACGGCCGCAUCGCUGCCAUCAGGAGGGCUCUGGCCUCCAGUGACCUGGGCAACAAGGUCUCAGUGAUGAGCUACAGUGCCAAGUUUGCUUCCUGCUUCUAUGGGCCCUUCAGGGAUGCUGCUCAGUCCAAGCCUGCCUUCGGAGACCGGCGAUGCUACCAGCUGCCCCCCGGCGCCAGGGGCCUGGCCCUGCGGGCUGUGGACCGGGACGUGCAGGAGGGAGCAGACAUGCUGAUGGUGAAGCCGGGGAUGCCCUACCUGGACCUCGUGAGGGACGUCAAGGCCCGACACCCCACGCACCCGCUGGCCGUGUACCACGUCUCGGGGGAGUUCGCCAUGCUGUGGCACGGGGCCCAGGCCGGGGCCUUCAGCCUGGAGACCGCAGUCAGGGAGGCGAUGACGGCCUUCAGGCGCGCAGGGGCAGACAUCAUCAUCACCUACUUCACGCCGCAGCUCCUGCGCUGGCUCCGGCAGGAGGCGGCGGCGGCGGCGGGGCGGGCCUGA